Messenger RNA from Tachyglossus aculeatus (Australian echidna), 924 nucleotides. It is a transcript of the gene PEBP4, whose product is annotated as phosphatidylethanolamine binding protein 4. The record is from RefSeq and is a predicted model, not a curated record. NCBI's taxonomy places the organism in Eukaryota, Metazoa, Chordata, Mammalia, Monotremata, Tachyglossidae. The coding region runs from base 1 to 690 and encodes 229 amino acids. The transcript has 7 exons.
AUGAGGUGGACGAGAAAAGACGAGAAGGUCAGGAUGAAGUUUUCAGCGGCGGCGGCAGUGGCAGCGGGGCCAGCAGGGGCUACUCUGUUCCUGGGUCUGGUAGCCCUGGUAUCCAGCCAAGGAGGGGAGGAGCUGGACCUAGAGCUGGAUAUGGAGACCUGCGUGAUGGAUCCCGUGGUUGGUGAGGACGCGGCUUUCUGCAGGGGCGGCUUGGAAGUUAUUUACCCAGAGCUGGGCGAUGUCGGCUGCCUGUAUAUUCCCAAGUGUAACAAUUAUAGGGAGAGGAUCAGCAAGGAGUGGAACGAACCCUCUGUCAGAUUCCCCCAGGCCCAUCCGAAAAAGAAGUAUGUCUUGAUGAUGGUGGAUCCAGAUGCCUACAGCAGAGCUGAUCCUAAAUUUCGCUACUGGAGACACUGGCUGGUCACUGAAAUCCAAGGCAGUGAUCUGCAAGCCGGGAAGCCCAAGGGCCAUGUGCUGGCAAAAUAUUACCCUCCCGGUCCACCCCACCACAGUGGCUACCACCGUUACCAGUUCCUCGUCUACGAGCAACCAGACCAUGAGACCAUCCUCCUGAGCUCCAACAAAUCUGCAUUCAGAGGGGCCUGGCACAUGGAGAAGUUUGUGGAGCGAUUCCGCCUAGGCUCCCCAGCGGCGACCACCCAGUUCCUCACCGAGAACUACAAGGACUAGCUCAGCCCCCCGGGAGCGGAAGGAGGAAGAAGGGGAGAGGAGAGGCUACAGAUGGGGCUGGCAAAGGGCCCACUGUGGUGACGAGGCCUGGAACUCGUGGGACUCAGUACCCUUGCGAGAGAAGAGGGCCUCCCCUCCAGGUCUCUGUGCACAUCUACCCAGGGUUGAUAGACAGCAGACUCUGGCCCUUGGGUCUGGCAUUCCCACUCCAAUAAACAUCAACCUCUGGAAUCA